Molecule: messenger RNA, 1881 nt
Organism: Talaromyces stipitatus ATCC 10500
Lineage: Eukaryota; Fungi; Ascomycota; Eurotiomycetes; Eurotiales; Trichocomaceae
Exons: 3
Coding region: 1-1881 (626 amino acids)
Source: RefSeq, a predicted model, not a curated record
AUGGAAAGUCCAGAGAGGCCUCCAGGGGCCACUGGAGAUCCAGAAAUCAUAGGACCUGGAUCUGGGGUUGAUUCAUCGACACCCUCCCAGGAACCGUCACAGCUACCUCCAACUACCCGUGCACUGUUUGCAGGACUUGGAGACUGUCAGAAACAGUCCAAUGAACCUACUUUGAGCAACAGCGACGCUCUACAAGCGCCACGACAGACUGGAGAAGCCCAACAAGCCCCAGGAACGAUCCUCGAGAAAAGGAAGGCCUCAAGGCUGACUAUAGGAUCUCGGACUCCUAUAACUAGGUCUGGAUUGAGCGCGGCUCCGAAGAGGAAGAUUACACUUACCGCAAUGCGUGCAGCGAGUGCUACUGCAGAGGAUAGCCUCGUGAUGGGCCUGAUCGAGGACCUCAACGGCCAUCUGCAAGAGGCGGUCCACCAGCUCUCCGCGGAGCUGACGACUGCCAGAAACGUGAUCAAUACCCAACAGGGCCUCAUUACUACUCUCAACGCUAGGCUAGAGAGCCUUGAAACUUACGUGAACGCGCUACAAAGCCGUCAAAUCCUACCACUCGACCCCUUCGCUGCAACGCGUGAGGUUGCGGCGCACGGGCCACCGCCAAGAGCCGCUUCCAUGGGAGGUUUAGCGUCCACCCCAAUACAGCUAGAUGCCGCGCCUGAGAGCCGCGCGAUAAACUCAACCGCACCUCAGCCUCCACCGCGAUAUCAGAAUCCAACAAAGGCUACGAAGCAAGCCAUACAGCCACCUGAGGGCCCUAAAAAGGUACCUGGAACCGCCGCGAAGACCACUAAACAGCCCGAAACUACCGCUAAGCCACUGACCAAGCCCGCACCUACGAAAUGGGCCGCUAUUGCCGCGAAUAACACCCAAUCUGGAGGAUGGAAAACCGUCCAACGACGAUAUCCUAAAGAUGCUCCUACCGCAUUGAAAGCCGAUAUCCUCUUAGCCCUUAACCGUGCCCUUGCUAAGGCAGGUUUUCCUGACUUUGUAAGAGCGGUCGAUUCUGGAUACGCGGCCUCAGGGGCCUUAACAGUGCUCCUAGAGCGAGGCACUCGCAGCAGCACCCUCGUGCCCGUCUACAACGAUACUCUACUAGCCGCUGCAGUGCCUGUGGACCGCUAUAUGUAUAAUGACCAAGGCCUAGCACUAGCCCAAGAAGAGAUUGAGCUGGGAACACUAUAUAGGCUUAAACGAGAGCCAACGUGGCUCAAAAGAGCCAAGACUAUACAGGCUAGCAACCAGAGAUUUGCCACGAUUGUGAUCACAGUAGGUUCUUUGGAGGAAGCUCGAACACUGAUCAAUAAAGGCAUCAAGUUUGGAGGCCGACACCAUCGAGUAGCACCUUAUUGGGAGUCAAAUCCUGAGAGUAUCUGCCCUCGAUGCUGCGGAAUUGGCCACUCUGGCUUCAUGGCUUGUGGUGGCAGGUCUCCUAAAUGCGCGAUCUGCGCAGGUGAUCAUGAGGCAAUAGAGCACUCAUGUAUAGUAGUGGAUUGUAGGGUUGGGCCAGCUAAACCUUGCAAACACACAGUGAUCAAGUGCGCUAACUGCAAAGGUGCACACGAGGCUACAUCUCCUAAGUGCCCUAAAGCUAGGGAGGCUCGUCAAAGGGCUAUCCGGAGAAUGAGGGAACAAUCCUUACAAGACCUCAUCCCAUUAGAUGAGACAUUCGCGGUAGUGCCUCCAAAACCAGUACUGACCUCGGAGGAGAGAUCUGGACAGUCUCUAGAGGAGGAGACGUCAACUCCAGAAGAAGAUGAAUUGCUGCCUAAGAUGCAAUUAGAGGCUGACAUUCAUGAGGGAAAUAGCCAACAACCACUAGAGCCAGAGCUCAAGUCAGCCACUGAAGCGCCUCAAAGUGAGGAUCUAUGA